Messenger RNA from Phragmites australis (common reed), 786 nucleotides. RefSeq lists its product as uncharacterized. NCBI's taxonomy places the organism in Eukaryota, Viridiplantae, Streptophyta, Magnoliopsida, Poales, Poaceae. The transcript is spliced from 5 exons. Gene Ontology annotation, molecular function: RNA binding. Bases 143 to 562 code for a protein of 139 amino acids. Gene Ontology annotation, cellular component: nucleus. The record is from RefSeq and is a predicted model, not a curated record.
ACCCCCGUAACCCUACCCCGUAUAAAACCCAACGCGGCGAUAGGGGUUCCUCCAUCCGUCGCCGCCAAAAUCCCAUUUCCUCUCGCGCUUCACCAAGCUCUCAAGUUUCCUUGCUGCUUCUGCGGCGACGGCGGCGGCGGCGAUGGAGGAGGUCACGGAGGCCGUGAACAACCUGAGCAUCUCUGGAGGAGCGACCGCGGCCGGAGGAGGCGCGGAGGGGCACAAGAAGAACCGCAUCCAGGUCUCCAACACCAAGAAGCCCCUCUUUUUCUACGUCAAUCUCGCCAAGAGGUACAUGCAGCUGUACAACGAAGUGGAACUCUCCGCCCUCGGCAUGGCCAUUGCAACUGUGGUGACAGUAGCUGAAAUUCUGAAAAAUAAUGGUCUUGCUGUCGAGAAGAAGAUCAUGACAUCGACUGUUGAUGUCAAAGAUGACUCCAGGAGCCGCCCUAUCCAGAAGGCCAAGAUUGAAAUAUUUCUCGGCAAGACGGAGAAAUUUGAUGAGCUGAUGGCUGCGGCUGCAGAAGAGAGGGAGGCUGCCGAGGCCGAGGAGCAAAGCUAAAUUGCUGGAAGGCCCCUGUUGUAGCUUAUUCUACUGUUCUGCAGCUAGAUUUCUACAGUUUUUAAUUUGUCAGAGGCGGCAAGAGACGAGUGCUUGUAUAAUCAGUUUGGGCGCAGCUUAUUUAGUGUGCUUUUUCUUGAUUCAUUAGGUCUGGAUGGUAACUGGUGUUCAUGAUACUCUUGAUUCGCCCUGAUUUCCAUUUAGAAUGUAUCCCAUUGCCUCUA